AAAAAAAUGGUAUUCUGAGCUUGGGAAUGUUGUUCGAUGGGAUAUUCCGAGAAGGAUGAUAGAGAGGGGAGUUCUGUUGGUUACGGCGAACCUUUCACAGGUUUAUAUAUCCCAUUUCCCGGUAUUUCUUCUUCCUGAUAUUAAUCACAUGUUUUUGACGUUCAGCUCUGAGCGUAGGAGCAUCUCAGGUAGCUAGCAUGGUGCUGUUCCAUGUCUCAUCUAGAUAAUAGGCUAUAGAUAGCAAUAAUGGACCACAGGGAGAUGAUGCCGUUUCACAUCUGUGUAUUUAUGCAAUGAACGGCCGUAAACGAUUGGGUAGAGCAAGAUAUCUUAGACAAUAGGAUCCAUCGAAGCGUCAACGCCAUGGCGUAGUCAAUUGUUGUAGCGUCUACGUGCAUGAUCGAGCAGGGUAUGGGAGGAAGAAGGCAUCGCUAGAUACCAGUAAAUAUAUGUUGGCUGUCUCCACUACCAACUGAUGGUCAUAUAGUUGGUAGGUAUGAGGAUAUCAAAGGGUAAAAUGGGAAGUGGGAGUUGACAGUAUCCCUCCUAACUCCUGCCUAAGCGCUGUGCCCAUAUCCUCGGAACCCGCUAGCCCCCAAGGCGACGGCCUGGAUAGGUAUUGUGAAAUGUCAUGCACAGAGGUAGUUUAUUUAAUGCUGUCAAGAUAGUUUAUCAGAUAUUCCAUUCAACCCGGGAGUGAGCCCAUAUCUACCAGCGUCAGACAGCGUGAUGGGUAGUUAAAGGAGAGUUAUGUCGUUCGAGCUGGCUCCCUAUCUUGAACUUUCUAAGCGCCGGAGCCAAAGGCUGACUCUGUUCCAAGAGCAAGUUAUGUAUCAUGACCAAUCGGAAGCUAUAAAGUACAGCUAGUUUGUUGUUUGCUAAGUAGCCAAUCAUUAUUGCUGUUUCAUUGUUAUUAAUAGUUUCACACGUGACUCCAGCGCCUCGCCGCCUCGCUCGCUGUGACUCUUGUGGUUGGCUCGUUUGGGUACUUGUGAGUUAGUUAGCCGCCGCCAAGAGCUUGUAGUCCGCAGCAACAAGAUAUACAGUUGGGGCCUGUUUCCUCGUUCAUGCCACUUUACCAUUACUUGCUUCAGCGAUCGUGAUAUAUUACUUUUACACCACAUCGCCUCGUCGACUUCUUGUUAUUUGCACCGGACAAACAUACGGUCGAAAGAUCAAAGUUGUCCACACACCUUUCACCCCCUUCAGCCACCCAAUAUCCUUCAUUACCAAUUGAUACUCCAAUCAACCACUAUGACAAACCAGAAGGACCUAGGAUAUGGAUGGCUUGCGAAAGCGAAAUUUGAGCAAGACAAGCUGCUAAAGGAAAAGUCUGAUACCUGGAAGGUCGCAAGAUGGCAGGCAUAUUGGGAGGAUGUCCGCAAAGGAACUGUGAAGCGCAUGGUAUACCUUGUCCUCAUAACUAAAUCCGGCCCAAUUACAUCACCAGAGAAGUUACAGGAGAUUGCUGGUCUUACCUCACCACCGGAGGUUUAUACAACUGUGAAGAUGAAAGAUUUUGGUCAAGAGCCACCAGCCGAGCCACGGGAAGAGGAGAAAGUCCAGUACUGCACUGUUGGAAACUUGCAGGCUGUAAAAGCCGCGACUUAUGGUGUGCACCAACUAGUGUGGUUUCGAGAUGCCCCGCUGGGCGCAUGGCUAGCGUACUCUUUGAAGGCGGAUGACCGACAGUGGGAAGAUUUUCGCGAAGCAUGCCGCACAGGAACCAUUCUAUACACUCAGGGCACCUAUCCCAUUAUCAUAUCCAACGCAGGGCCCUUCACAUCCCCGGAAAAAUUACAGGAGAUGCUCGGACUUUCAGCACCACCAGAAUUGAAGAAAGCAGCCCGAGCGGAACUCUCCGAGGACAUGCGGCCUUGGCCAAAAGAGGGGGAUUUAAUGCAGUAUUGCGAUGUUGACCUUUGCUACCUGGACAAGGUAGAGGAAGUCUCCGAAGGAGAGGAUAUUCUCAUUUGGGCUAAUAGAAAAAAAAGGUGUGGUUGGCUUGCCAACUCUUUGAAAUCGAAGCUUUGGGGUGAAGAUGUUGAUGCUAGCAACGGCAAAGAAAAAGCGGCGCGAAAGAGGACUUCGCUGACAGAUACUGAUACGGAUUAACUGCUUUUGGUCUUGCAAUUUGUGUUACUCUUAUUAUCCUCUCCUCUAUCUCCAUACCCAUGAUUUCACAAAAACCACUAAGUCACUCUUUGAUAUAUGCAAAGCUUUCAAAAACUUCCCUUGAAAAGUCAAGAUGUGUACUUAACUGAAGCUACCUACUCCUUGUUUUUGCCCUGCCCUGACUCUGCGUGUGCAAAUCUGUAUCCACGUAAUCAAAUUAAAGCAAAUAAGGGUGGUUGUAAAGCCUCGCCUGUAAAUUGGUUAUAUGGAUAGUUGAACAAAGUUUUAGGAAUCAACAUCAUCGAUAUAAGAGAACAUUCAAAAUAAGGGCAGUUGAUCCCUAAAUUUUUACGGAAUGCUUCACGGGUUCCGUAUGUCUACCCGCCCAAGGACAGGGCAAACGUCAUCAAGUUGUCAAGCAUGGAUCUAAUUCCCAAAUCCCUUAGUAUAGAUGCUUUCACCAGGGCCUUGAUAGUUGAUAGCUAACCGCUCAGGGAGUUCACCAAAUGGAUAUCCUCGGCGUGGUUGUUUCAUCUCUAACAGCUCAGGCCCAAAUGCUUUGCUCAGAGCUGUCCAUCUUGUUGAAACUAUCCCCACUGGUAAGAAAAAGCCCUGUCCAGUCACUGCAGGGGCUUCAUUUCUUCAGGCAUCUCGCACCCUGUCGUAUCGUGUCCCAGUUAGCGCCCGUCGUCCUGCGUCUUCCUGUUUGUUGAUGUUUCUAUCAGCUCGUUUCUCUUGCCGCCGGGCUUCCGACCAAUCAGGUGCCUCAAGCUAGCUAACUUCUCGCCAAGUCAAACAUCACGUGACAAACCUAAAAACCCUUUAUCUAUUUUUGGGUUUCCAGCGAAAGUUUUCUUCGACUUCAAAGCAUCAAAGUUGCUGCUCGC
Molecule: messenger RNA, 3002 nt
Organism: Trichophyton rubrum CBS 118892
Lineage: Eukaryota; Fungi; Ascomycota; Eurotiomycetes; Onygenales; Arthrodermataceae
Exons: 1
Coding region: 1255-2115 (286 amino acids)
Source: RefSeq, a predicted model, not a curated record